Messenger RNA from Xiphias gladius (swordfish), 1357 nucleotides. RefSeq lists its product as uncharacterized. The coding region runs from base 395 to 919 and encodes 174 amino acids. Lineage: Eukaryota; Metazoa; Chordata; Actinopteri; Istiophoriformes; Xiphiidae. Gene Ontology annotation, cellular component: cytoplasm. The transcript has 5 exons. The record is from RefSeq and is a predicted model, not a curated record. Gene Ontology annotation, biological process: iron ion transport; intracellular iron ion homeostasis. Gene Ontology annotation, molecular function: ferrous iron binding; ferric iron binding.
ACUAGCUAAAUGUUUAGUUGGCGCUAACGUUAGCCAACUAAACACUCGGCAUACGACCUCGGCUAGGUCCCGCGAUAACUUGUUAAGAUAGCGUUAGGAGCUGGUGCUCGAGCGCCUUAGCGGACGACGUUGACCAAGCUUCAGUUGACGCACGAAGUGCGUCAACUGAAGCUUGUUAGCGCGACCUCUUCUCAGCACCUGGCUGGAAACGUUACAGCCCACUUGAACUCACCUCACCGCAAAUGACAGUAGUCUGGCUGAUGUUUUACUGGAGCUGGUAAACAUAGGUUGCUUAAUAGCAGGCUGGGAAAGAAGUGCAGAACUUUACUAACUUCAGAGGGCGAGUGAACAGAAGCGUUUGUUAGCUAAGUCUGUUGUCUGAGGAAGGAAAGAAAUGCAGUCUGUGGUCAAACAGAACCUCCAUUCGGAGACCGAGGGAGACAUUAACAAACUCAUCAACCUGAAGCUCGGUGCAUCCUACACCUACCUUGCCCUGGGGAUGUAUUUUGACAGGGAUGAUGUUGCCUUGCCAAAAUUUUCCAGUUUUUUCCUGGAGCGCUCAGUGAAAGAGAGAGAACAGGCUGAAAAGCUGCUGGAAUAUCAAAACAUGAGAGGAGGCCGAAUUUUGCUUCAGACUAUUGCUAAACCAAGUAGAGAGGACUGGAGAGGUGGUCUGGACACAAUGUCUUUUUCCCUCGACUACCAGAAGUCCCUCAACACGUGUAUUCUUGAUGUGCACCGCAGAGCUAGCAUCCACACUGACCCUCACCUGUGUGACUUCCUCGAGCAGCACUUCCUCCCCGACAGCCACGACACCAUCAAGAAGCUGGGCGAUUACGUUGGAAGUCUGACCCGCAUCACUGCGUCUGAGACACAUGGUCCUUUGGGAGAAUACCUCUUUGAUAAACACACUCUGUAAAGGUCACAGCAGUACAGUGACACAAGCUACACAUUUCGAAAGAUACACAGAGUCAAGAGGGCAAUAGCCCCUCACAAUGCAAGUAUUUUUUUUUCCGUUAAAACAGAAAAUAGUUCUACACCCCAAACUUAAUUCUUGUACCUAUGGCACAAGAGAAGUUAGAAGCAAAAUAACAGAAAAUACCUCAGUUUUUCUGAAAACCACAGUGAAAAAAUAAUGUUCUCACUAAUAUGGUGCUAAAAACUACAAUUUUCCUAUGGUCACUUGUUCAUUUACUCUCAUUUGUGUCAUGUGUCAUGCAUUCCAUUGUGUCAGAGGUUUGAACCUUCACAAAUGUUUUAUAAAAACGCAUACUAUUUUGAGUCAGUCAAAAUGAUUUAAAGACUUUAAAAUUUGGAUGAUCAUGGAAACAUUGAAUAAAGUCAGAUUAUGCUAAUA